ACGUGUUUAUACAUAUGGAGUAGAACUGGAUCGAAAGCAAACGCCUUCGCAAGAUAGCUAGCUAGCCAGCUAUCCAUCGAGCGAGCAAGCAAGCAAGCUCGCGAUUCGAAGAGAGAUUGCAGCGGCGAAUCUUCUGCGCAACCGAAAUCCGAUUCGGGAGCUGGGUUCGAGCUUCACGUUCGAUCCUGAAUCUCGAGGGAUCGGGGAGUGGAUGACGAUGAGGAUCCCGGGAAGUGGGCUGAUGCCUUGGUUGCACGGCAAGGUCGUCGAACCCCUUCUCCAGAUCCUGCGCAAGGGUGCAGAACCAAGGCAGCUGGCAUUUUCUGCGGCUCUUGGCAUUACCCUCGGCGUGUUUCCCAUUUGUGGUGUCACAGUGUUUCUUUGUGGGGUGGCCAUUGCCUUGCUUGGAUCUCAAUGUCAUUCCCCAAGUGUGCUGCUGUUUAAUUUCUUGGCUACUCCUUUAGAAUUGAGUCUGGUGGUUCCGUUUCUGCGCUUUGGCGAGUUCAUAUCGGGUGGGCCUCAUUUUCCACUAACAUCUGAUGCCUUGAAGAAGGUGUUAAUGGGUCAAGCAUCUCGUGACGUCUUACUGAGUAUAUGUCAUGCGUUAUUGGGAUGGCUUGUUGCAGCGCCUUUUAUUUUCGCCUUCCUCUGUGUAUUAUCUCUACCAUGUUUCAAGCUUUUGGUAAGCAAGUUCAAAUCUGCUUCAUCAAGCCCUAAAAAGACCGUCCAUUCGCCAAAAGAUGUCAAGAUAAAGGUAAGAGAUGUCUGACAGCUGAUAACUCUUGCAACCCUUCUGUAUAUAGGACCAUUUUGAGCUUUGUAUAAUGCUCUGCCAGUCUCUUUUUUUUAUCACCAUGUGGGUCGGAGAGCAACCUGUGAACGUUAUGAUCACAGUGAGAAAUGGAUCGAAGUCUCUGACUGAAUUUGUCAUCCACUCGAAUGUGCAGUGGAUUCAAUGUAAUUUGUUCUUUCAUGGUUAUAUGAAAUGCAUCCUUCCACAUUGGUGUCGGCAAA
This is a messenger RNA of Eucalyptus grandis, 1014 nucleotides long. RefSeq lists its product as uncharacterized. Lineage: Eukaryota; Viridiplantae; Streptophyta; Magnoliopsida; Myrtales; Myrtaceae. Gene Ontology annotation, cellular component: intracellular membrane-bounded organelle. The record is from RefSeq and is a predicted model, not a curated record. The coding region runs from base 212 to 769 and encodes 185 amino acids. The transcript is spliced from 5 exons.